Messenger RNA from Neoarius graeffei (lesser salmon catfish), 2650 nucleotides. RefSeq names its product solute carrier family 45 member 1 (gene slc45a1). The transcript has 9 exons. Gene Ontology annotation, cellular component: membrane. Gene Ontology annotation, molecular function: sucrose:proton symporter activity. Gene Ontology annotation, biological process: transmembrane transport. The record is from RefSeq and is a predicted model, not a curated record. Bases 1 to 2610 code for a protein of 869 amino acids. Lineage: Eukaryota; Metazoa; Chordata; Actinopteri; Siluriformes; Ariidae.
AUGUCCUCUUCCAGAAUGGGCACGCCUAGUGACCCCCUCUUAGCCAGCCCAGGGCGAGACGGUUUUGGGAUGGCACGAGGUGACACCUGGAGGCCAACUCUUCCCAAAACCUGCAGCUUCCCGACGUCCACCACACGUCACCUCAGACACCGGGCUAACAGCUUCCAGAGGAAUCCGAAACGGCGCAAGCUCAUCCAUCCAUCUCCGCCCCCUCCACCCAACACGCCUUGCCCUCUGGAGCAGCUGGAUUUCAGUGACCUGCCUCCACGCCGCACUUUUCACGAGCUCCUCUUCAACGGCUGCAUCAUGUUCGGCAUCGAGUUCGGUUACGCCAUGGAGACGGCCUACGUUACCCCUGUGCUCCUUCAGAUGGGUCUGCCUGAUCAGUUCUACAGCCUCGUGUGGUUCAUCAGCCCCAUAUUAGGGUUCCUGAUUCAGCCGAUCCUCGGCGCGUGGAGUGAUCGGUGUAUGUCACGCUUUGGCCGACGAAGGCCUUUUAUCUUUGCCUUGGCCAUCGGCGCUCUGCUCGGUCUAACGCUGGUGCUCAAUGGGCGGGACAUCGGAUCUGCUUUGGCAGACACUGCUGAUAAUCACAAAUGGGGCAUCGUGCUGACUGUAUGUGGAGUGGUUCUGAUGGACUUCAGCGCUGACUCAGCGGAUAAUCCCAGCCACGCCUACAUGAUGGAUGUGUGCAGUCCAGAGGAUCAGGACAGAGGCCUCAACAUCCAUGCACUCCUGGCAGGUCUGGGUGCUGGAUUUGGCUACAUUGUGGGCGGGGUGAACUGGGACCGCACCAAGUUUGGCAAGUCGAUGGGAGGUCAGCUUCGGGUCAUCUACCUGUUCACCAGCAUAACCCUUGUAAUCACUACAGCUCUGACGCUUACUAGCAUCCCCGAGCGUCCUCUUCUACAGCCUCAAAAAAGGAGCUCGAAACAUUUGAAGAGCCCCGUCCUACAUCUGCCACCUUCUCCUCCUCCACCCCCCGCUGGAGCCUCUCGGGAGGAGGAAGAAGAGGAGGAAGGUCUCUACAGAUACCAGUUUUCUGGCCGUAGGUACCCGGAUUGCCUGGGACACUCGUGUAGUGCUAACGCGAGGCUCUGUGCGGGUCUCACCAGCCCCAUCUCCCCUCUCAGCCCUCUGACACCCAAAUAUGGCAGCAUUAUCAGCCGAGACAACACUCUGACAGACAUUAACGAGUUUGCGUCGUCCUUGGGAACAUCAUACAUAGACAGUGUGCUGAUUGACUGUUACACCGGACAGCAUAUGCCCCAAUCGUUGAAGCCCGAGACCAUGACUCCAUGCCUUCCUAUGGGAGAAACUCCUCCUGCUCAGGUGUCACAGCUGGUUGAGGCACAGUCACCAGCUGCCAACUCUCAGGAAAGGGAAUUAUCUCAACCGAACGGAGAGCUGCAGGAAGCAGAAAGAUUAGAGGCUAUUGAUGAAGUUCAAGCCAGGGAAUGCUUGGAGCUGAAUGAAGCAUCUGAGCUCAGUGAGGCUCCGCAGGAUGGUGGCGGAUUAAAACGAGGAAGCAGCACCUCAGGGAUCCUGAAACGCCCUCAGAGUCUGGCCUUAAUGGACGAGCCACUGAUCGGCCCCAGCAACGGCCUGGAGAACGGGCGUCGACGCACUGUUACUUUCAGCCAACAGGUUGCUAACAUCCUCUUAAAUGGGGUGCAAUAUGACAGCAAGCUCAGUGACAACGUAGAGGUUAUAGACACUCAGAUGUCUCUGAAGCUGCUCUGUAUCGCCAUCUACAGGAUGCCCCCGUCCCUGCGCAGCCUGUGCACCAACCACUUCCUGGGUUGGCUGUCCUUUGAAGGCAUGCUGCUUUUCUACACGGACUUUAUGGGCGAGGUGGUGUUUGGGGGCGACCCCAAGGCGCCAGACAAGUCCGAGGCUUAUGAGCGCUACAACGCUGGGGUCAGCAUGGGCUGCUGGGGCAUGUGCAUCUUCGCAUUUAGUGCUGCUUUCUACUCAGCCAUCCUAGAGAAGCUGGAGGAACGCUUCUCUCUGCGCUCUCUGUAUUUCUUCGCCUACCUGGCAUUCGGCUUGGGCACGGGUCUGGCCACGCUCUCCACCAACCUGUACGUGGUGCUGUCUCUUUGUGUUACCUAUGGAGUCCUGUUCUCCUCGCUCUGCACGCUGCCUUAUUCACUGCUCUGUGAAUAUUACCAGAGCCCGCAGUUCUGUGGCUCCACUGAGGACGGCACCAGGAGGGGCAUGGGGAUGGACAUCUCUCUUCUCAGCUGCCAGUAUUUCCUGGCUCAGAUCCUGGUCUCCGUGGCGAUGGGACCUCUGACCUCACUGGUGGGCGGGGCUCAGGGCGUGAUGUACUUUGCGAGCCUCAUGUCAUUUGUGGGCUGCCUGUACUCCUCGCUGUGUGUGGUGUACCAGCUGCCACCUCCGGAGGGUGAGCGCUCGCAGAGUGAGAGCCAACCACUACUGGCAGAGCGGAUGUUGAGACUGGAGUGUGAACGACUACAGCUCAGCUGUAACGGAGAAGCACCCACUACAGAAGAGACAAGCAAGCCAAAUCUACUUUUUUUUUGGCUUGGCCACCAGGCAACAGAUCAGGAAGACACAUUAGGAACUAAAGUGGACUCUACUUGAGACUCAAAAAGUAUGAUUUCACGUGCCACUAGGGGGCAGA